This is a messenger RNA of Dreissena polymorpha, 2618 nucleotides long. RefSeq lists its product as uncharacterized. NCBI's taxonomy places the organism in Eukaryota, Metazoa, Mollusca, Bivalvia, Myida, Dreissenidae. The record is from RefSeq and is a predicted model, not a curated record. Bases 241 to 1638 code for a protein of 465 amino acids. The transcript has 10 exons.
UCAGGAGUGUUAUUUUAUUACAUAUGAAUGGUUUCGUCUUCAGUUACACAGAGUUGUACACGAACUUGUUUAUCCGCUAUAAUCAGUUUAAAGCCUAAAGAAGUUUAGAUUACCGACGAAAAAAUAUGUGCUUAAAAUAACAUGUAAAUAUCGAUGUUGCAGGUGAAAGAUAACAGCUGCGUUCUUUGAACCGAAUUUGCUUCCUCAUUCAAUCAGUUUGAAUUGAAAACAAACAGCAAAAUGUUGUUUUACAAAAGUUUGCGUGUUUGGAUACUGGCUUAUUUAACAUUAAAAGUUUCAGCAGCCUAUUUUUUAAGCAAUGAUUCCACCAAUUGGGGAUCGGCAAAGUGCAAUCUGGCGGAACCAAAACUUUCUUACAUCCCUGGAUCUUUCCAAAUCAAUGAAACUCUUGGUGUACAUAACAACGUUUCUGAUGUCUGGAUUGGCUAUCAGCAAGCAAAGAUACCGUUUCUAUUUAUUAGUUGUGGAGAAUUGAAUAUCGAACCAACAUACAACGUAACUACUAUAGGCUUUUGCUUCAACCUCUGCGGUGGUAGACCUUUCGGAAUAAAGUCGUCUAGAGACGACGACAUUGUUCUGUCUGAAUCGAUCCUAGAAUGUAAAUGCUCAAACGAAUCUUUGGCUACAAGUUCACACCAUUGCAUACCUUCAGCAAAUAACUUGUGUGGGGAAAAAUGUUAUUCUAUUUACGAUCAGUUGAACGUAAAUGAAUCAUAUGUCAGAAAUCCGAAAAUUGCAAACGGCGAUUGUCUGAUCUACUACUAUCCAUAUUUCCGAUGGGAACCGUGCACGAGGGCAGGAUACAUGUAUAAUAAAAUCAUGUGUAGCAGAUACACAAUUGAAGACGUGAAAUCAACGGCCUUAAUUUUAUCCAUAAUGGCGACAUCAUGGGUCGAAGGCAUGGCAUUAUGCAUAAAAGAAGGGUUCUAUCCAGCAUUUCCACGAAGUAUCAUGAAUAGCGGUUUUAAUUCGACGCACUCACAAUAUCACUGGACAGGAGUUAUCAGAGCAAACACGUUGCUCAAGAAAUCGUCCAUCGGAGAUCUCACACUAUAUCAAGAUGUACACUAUGCGUUCCUGACAACAAAUAACAUGGCGUUGCACUUCACAACAAAUGGAAGCAAACGUUCUCUCUGUUGCAGUGAAACAGAGACCACCUCAAUAUCACCGUCAACGCUCUCCGUUCAACCUGCCAAUACAUCAACACAAUUUUCAUCGACUUCUAUUCCAACAAAUGUUGAGACAGGUGCAACUAAACAAGAUAUGCAGGAAGACAUACACCAAUCCAAACAAUCAAACAGAGACUUUCUGGCUAUCGGAGUGGGCAUUGGAAUUACAAUCGGAAUCAUGUUAGCACUUGGAGGUGUAGUUGCCAUCGGUUGUGUCAGAAAGAGAGGAGUAUUGCAUUGUAGGAAGACCAAAUUCACAGAAGGCCAAUCCACCCAAAGACAAGAAAUGAAUUAUGAAGACAUGAUUGACAGAAAUGAAAUAAAUGAGAGUUACUGCGUGCUUGACAGAAAUGUUGAUUCUAAUGAAGGAACUGUUAGCUAUGUUAAUCAACAAAACGAUUUGAACGGCAUAGAAAGUAGUUCGAAUUAUUUCAAUACGGGUUCUUAAGAACAUAGAACAUGCACAGAAAGCUGAUACUUUUAGCGAUUUCUAUGCAUAAUUUGAUUGUAUAUGCGAAAAUGGAGUACACCUAUAGCGAAUCUAAUGUAUGCGGCACCAGAAUGCUAUAAUUCACAAAUCCUUUUUUUUGGGGGGGUGGGGGGGCGCUCCGAGGACUUUCCUACAUGACAAACAAUUGUUUGUGUUUUAUUCGAAUUUUCAUGUAUGAUGAAGGAUGAAUUACGCAUUGGUCGCGCUAUGUGAGCCAUCCUAGUGGAAAAUAAUGCAAAAUUCCGUUGGUUAUUACUUCAAUAAUACAACAAAAACAUCGAUUUAAUGUCAGGGAAUUCAUAACUCAAAACACAAAAAUACAAGUUUACAUGUUUUGGCUAUGAAUUAAUUCAAACAUACCACAGUAACGUACUGCUUUACAACAAACUUAAUCGCAUUGUAUAUUAACUCACGAUUUUUAUAUGAUUAAAUGGCUUUGUUUUAGUUUGGAAACGAACCUUCUUAAUGUGAUUUAAUGCUGAUAUUUUUUGUAAUUAUAUAUGUUGCUUUUCUGUCAUAUUAAAACAACUUUCUCGAUAAUUUGUUUCAUAAGUUAUUGCAUUUAAAACCUACAUUUAAGUUAAUGAAAUGAAUUAUCUUGUAAUCCUACGUAAUACGGAUUGUGAUGUUUCCAUGGUAAUAGUUACUACACUUAAAUGUUAAGUGAAUAACUCUUGGCCAAGUGUGAGCAUUUAGCUCCUUAAACAAGUUGAACAACUGAUGCUUGGCAUCGUCCGUUUCAAUAGAGUGACACUAGUUGUAUUUAAAAGAGUGUGUGCGUGCUGCGUAGUUGUGUGCUGUAAGCGAAUUUGUUCUGUUUCGCGUACCUACUCAUAAAUAAAAAACGACCAUAGCUUCUCUCCUGCUCAUGUUGCUUAUUUUUUACUUUAUUUAUAUUUAAAUAUCUAGUCGUUACCAUCAAUAAAAUGCAAGGAAGA